Molecule: messenger RNA, 2211 nt
Organism: Polistes dominula (European paper wasp)
Lineage: Eukaryota; Metazoa; Arthropoda; Insecta; Hymenoptera; Vespidae
Gene: TM9SF3
Product: transmembrane 9 superfamily protein member 3
Biological process (GO): protein localization to membrane
Cellular component (GO): membrane
Source: RefSeq, a predicted model, not a curated record
UUAAAGAAGUGCAUGAUACGUUUUAAGCAUAUAGUUCCGACUGCGGUGUGCGUGCAUCAUUUUGUAGUGAUAUUAUAUCUUUAGUUACAUACAUACAUAUAUAUGUAUAUAUAUACGUGUCCGUUCGGCCGAUGUUUCUACUGCAUUGAUCAUAUUUAUCAAAUCUAUGGGGUGCAUUUGUCGUCGAAUUAUUUUUAAUAUUCUUUGCAUGCUUGCAUAAGGCGCCUAGUGCGCCUUCCCGUCACAAAUGAAGAUGUGUCGGGUACAAUUACUUCUUCAUAUUUUGCUGCUUAGUCUCUUACCUUUCGUUCACACGGAUGAGCACAAUCACAUCUACGAAGACAAUGAUGAAGUUGUACUAUGGAUGAGUACGGUUGGACCAUACCAUAACAGGCAAGAGACAUAUUCUUAUUAUUCUUUACCAUUCUGUGUGGGUAUGAAAGAUGUUAUCAAUCAUCAUCAUGAAACAUUGUCAGAAGCACUUCAGGGUAUCGAAUUAAAGUUUAGCGGUUUAGAUAUCGAAUACAAAGCGGAUAUCUCUAAAAUGGAAUAUUGUCAAAUAAAUUUAUCAGAGGAAAGUUUGAAGGCUUUUGUAUAUGCUGUUAAAAAUCAAUAUUGGUAUCAAAUGUACAUUGAUGACUUACCUAUUUGGGGUGUUGUGGGUGAACCAGAGGAAAAUAAUGGGGUAGUUUCAUAUUAUAUUUGGACGCACAAAAAAUUUGAUAUAGGAUAUAAUGGUAAACAAAUAGUCGAUGUCAAUUUAACAAGUGAUAACAAAGUUAAACUUGUACAAGGUGCUCAAAUACCAUUUAGUUAUGAAGUUAACUGGAAAAAGAGCAAUAUUAAAUUUGCAGAUAGAUUUGAUAAGUACCUGGAUGCUAGUUUCUUUCAGCACAGAAUUCAUUGGUUCAGCAUCUUUAAUAGUUUUAUGAUGGUUAUUUUCCUUGUUGGACUUGUAUCCAUGAUAUUGAUGAGAACUUUAAGAAAGGAUUAUGCGAGAUACAGCAAAGAUGAAGAAAUGGAUGAUAUGGAAAGAGAUUUGGGAGAUGAAUAUGGAUGGAAGCAAGUACAUGGAGAUGUUUUUCGUCCAGCUAGUCACGCAAUGCUAUUUUCAGCUCUCAUAGGAACCGGAUAUCAAGUUACUGUUGUUGUCCUCAGUGUAAUUAUUUUUGCCAUUCUCGGUGAACUUUAUACAGAACGAGGUUCUAUGCUAUCAACUGCAAUAUUCGUCUAUGCAGCCACCUCACCCAUAAACGGUUAUGCAGGUGGUGGUUUGUACGCACGAAUGGGUGGACGUGUUUGGAUCAAACAAAUGAUCCUUAGCGCGUUUAUGCUACCAAUUAUGGUUUGUGGAACUGCAUUCUUCAUUAAUUUUAUUGCCAUGUACUAUCAUGCUAGCAGAGCUAUUCCUUUCGGUUCAAUGGUGGCAGUGACAUGUAUUUGUAUAUUUGUCAUUUUACCACUUACGUUAGUGGGCACUAUUUUGGGACGUAAUCUUGCUGGAACACCCGAUGCACCAUGUAGAGUAAAUGCAGUUCCAAGACCAAUACCAGAAAAAAAAUGGUUCAUGGAACCAUUGGUUAUAAUAAUGCUUGGUGGAAUCUUACCAUUCGGAUCUAUUUUCAUUGAAAUGUAUUUUAUUUUCACCUCCUUCUGGGCAUAUAAAAUUUAUUACGUUUAUGGUUUCAUGUUGCUAGUGUUUAUCAUCUUAAUGAUAGUGACCGUUUGUGUCACUAUUGUAUGUACAUAUUUCUUAUUGAAUGCUGAAGAUUAUCGAUGGCAAUGGACAAGUUUUCUUGCAGCAGCUUCAACAGCAGGAUAUGUGUACAUUUAUUCAUUUUAUUAUUUCUUUUUUAAGACUAAAAUGUAUGGUCUCUUCCAAACAGCAUUUUACUUUGGAUAUAUGGCACUAUUCAGUCUGGUCUUAGGUAUAAUGUGUGGUACAGUUGGUUACAUUGGUACUAGUGCGUUUGUACGAAAAAUUUAUUCUAUAGUCAAGAUAGACUAAUGCAGUUUUAGUGAAAUUUAUGUACUGUGGGAUUUAAAAAAGUAGGAACUUGAUUCGUACGGCGUACUGCUCUCGGUGAUGAACAUUUGCGAACGUGUGAUGUGUUUUUACAAGACAGUAUUUCCGUUUGGUUAUAUAAAAAAAAAUAUAUAUAUAUAUAUAUAUGUUUCUUUCUGACGAAUAUAUUAAUUUUUUUUUAGGUA